This is a messenger RNA of Gasterosteus aculeatus aculeatus (three-spined stickleback), 978 nucleotides long. It is a transcript of the gene chchd2, whose product is annotated as coiled-coil-helix-coiled-coil-helix domain containing 2. Gene Ontology annotation, molecular function: sequence-specific DNA binding. Gene Ontology annotation, biological process: mitochondrion organization; positive regulation of transcription by RNA polymerase II. The record is from RefSeq and is a predicted model, not a curated record. Gene Ontology annotation, cellular component: nucleus; mitochondrion. NCBI's taxonomy places the organism in Eukaryota, Metazoa, Chordata, Actinopteri, Perciformes, Gasterosteidae.
UAUGAUGUAACACAGAAAGUUCCGGACCAGCCAGCUUACGUUAAAGGUCGUCAUAACAGCCGACAGAACCGCGUACGUCUUUAUUAGCCAGCAAAGUCCGAAAUCUUCCCUAUAAUCAUCAAAAUGCCAAGAGGAAGCAGAAGCCGAACAUCUAGGAUGGCCCCUCCAGCCAGCCGGGCCCCACCUCCACCAAUGGCCAGGGCCGCUCCCCCUCCCUCCUACGCCCCGGCCCCGGUGCACGCUCCUCCAUCUGCUGUGGGUGCUCCGGCUGCCGCGCCCAGGCAGCCCGGCAUGUUUGCCCAAAUGGCGACCACGGCCGCUGGAGUGGCAGUGGGCUCUGCCGUAGGACACACCCUCGGCCACGCCAUGACUGGAGGCUUCGGCGGAGGAAGCUCUGAGCCCGCCAAGCCCGACGUCACAUACCAGGAGCCGUACCAGCAGCAGCCCCAGUCCAUGUACCAGCAGCAGCCCCAGUCCAUGUACCAGCAGCAGCCCCAGGAACAGCAACAGGCCUGCUCCUAUGAGCUCAAACAGUUUGUCGAGUGUGCCCAAAACCAGAGCGACUUCAAGCUCUGCGAGGGCUUCAGCGAGGUGCUGAAACAGUGCAAGUCCUCUUAUGGUCUGUCAUGAGGCAAACUCCAGGAGAUUGAAGAGCACACGCACAAACUAUGUUGAGCCUACGUGUGGGACGAAUACUAGGAGUGUUUUAACUUGUAACAGAUCAAUAAACAUAUUCUGACAACUGAUCGUUAGACAGCAUCAUUGUGUUCAUUCUCAGGAUAUUGCCGCAGUUUGUAAUAAUAGUCGUAUAAAUAGUGUUUAUAUAAUUUGCUGCAUGUUGAUUUCAAUUGUUGUCAUCAGUGAUUUCCAUUGGCUGCAGUGCUUUUGAUUUAGAUGAAUGAACCUGUUUCCAGCCUCUGGCUUGUCUGAGGUUUGUUUGCAACGCUUCUCGAUUUCAAAAUAAUAAAGCACUUGAAU